This is a messenger RNA of Tupaia belangeri chinensis (Chinese tree shrew), 2888 nucleotides long. RefSeq names its product LDL receptor related protein 8 (gene LRP8). NCBI's taxonomy places the organism in Eukaryota, Metazoa, Chordata, Mammalia, Scandentia, Tupaiidae. Gene Ontology annotation, cellular component: signaling receptor complex; plasma membrane; apical plasma membrane. Gene Ontology annotation, molecular function: hormone binding; protein binding; calcium ion binding. The transcript has 19 exons. Bases 1 to 2850 code for a protein of 949 amino acids. The record is from RefSeq and is a predicted model, not a curated record. Gene Ontology annotation, biological process: receptor-mediated endocytosis.
AUGAAGGAAGCCCACUGUGCUUGCCGCUUCCCCUGCACCUGCUACCUGCAGGAGCAGCGGUCUCUACUCAUUCCCACAUCUGCAGCGCUCAGCACGCUAGCUGACCCUUUGCGGGUGGUGGAGCGCCGGCUGAAGAAGGAGUGGAUCAAGGACAGGAGGGAGGAGGGAGAGGAGGCGGCAGCUGGAGCAGCGUGGGGCGGAGGCGGGCCGGUCAAGGAGUGUGAAGAGGACCAGUUCCGGUGCCGGAACGAGCGUUGCAUCCCCUCGGUGUGGAGAUGCGACGAAGACGACGACUGUUCGGACAACAGCGACGAGGACGACUGCCCCAAGAAGACCUGUGCGGACAGCGACUUCACCUGUGACAACGGCCACUGCAUCCCCGAGCGGUGGAAGUGUGACGGCGAGGAGGAGUGUCCCGAUGGCUCCGAUGAGUCCGAGGCCACUUGCACCAAGCAGGUGUGCCCUGCAGAGAAGCUGAGCUGUGGACCCGCAGGCCACAAGUGUGUGCCUGCAUCUUGGCGCUGUGACGGGGAGAAGGACUGCGAGGGUGGAGCGGACGAGGCUGGCUGUGCUACCUCAUCGGGUACCUGCCGCGGGGAUGAGUUCCAGUGUGGGGACGGGACUUGUGUUCUUGCCAUCAAGCGCUGCAACCAGGAACAGGACUGUCCAGACGGGAGUGACGAAGCUGGCUGUCUCCAGGAGUCAACUUGUGAGGGUCCCCGCAGAUUUCAAUGUAAGAGUGGCGAGUGCGUGGACGGCGGGAAAGUGUGUGAUGCUCAGAGGGACUGCCGGGACUGGUCGGAUGAGCUUCUGAAAGGGUGUGGGCUGAACGAGUGUCUGCACAACAAUGGCGGCUGUUCCCACAUCUGCACUGACCUCAAAAUCGGCUUUGAGUGCACAUGCCCAGCAGGCUUCCGGCUCCUGGACCAGAAGACCUGUGGCGACAUCGACGAGUGUGAAGACCCAGACGCCUGCAGCCAGAUCUGUGUCAAUUACAAGGGCUACUUUAAGUGUGAGUGCUACCCGGGCUACGAGAUGGACACGGUGACCAAGAACUGCAAGGCUGUUGCUGGCAAGAGCCCGUCCCUAAUCUUCACUAACCGGCACGAGGUGCGGAGGAUAGACCUGGUGAAGCGGGACUACUCACGUCUCAUCCCCAUGCUCAAGAAUGUUGUGGCGCUGGAUGUCGAAGUUGCCACCAAUCGCAUCUACUGGUGUGACCUCUCCUACCGCAAGAUCUAUAGCGCCUCCAUGGACAAGGCCAGCGACCAGGCAGAGCAGAAAGUCCUCAUUGACCAGCAGCUGCACUCGCCGGAGGGCCUGGCGGUGGACUGGGUCCACAAGCACAUCUACUGGACUGACUCGGGCAAUAAGACCAUCUCGGUGGCCACGGUCGACGGCAGACGCCGGUGCACUCUUUUCAGCCAGGACCUCAGUGAACCUCGGGCCAUCGCCGUUGACCCCUUGCGAGGGUUUAUGUAUUGGUCCGAUUGGGGGUACCAGGCCAAGAUCGAGAAGUCGGGGCUCAAUGGUGUGGACCGGCAAACACUGGUGUCAGACAACAUUGAAUGGCCCAACGGAAUCACACUGGAUUUGCUGAACCAGCGCCUGUACUGGGUGGACUCCAAGCUGCACCAGCUGUCCAGCAUUGACUUCAGUGGAGGGAACAGGAAGAUGCUGAUUUUUUCCACUGACUUCCUGAGCCACCCUUUUGGGAUCGCUGUGUUUGAGGACAAGGUUUUCUGGACAGACCUGGAGAAUGAGGCCAUUUUCAGUGCAAAUCGGCUCAAUGGCCUGGAAAUCUCCAUCCUGGCUGAGAAUCUCAAUAACCCACAUGACAUUGUCAUCUUCCAUGAGCUGAAGCAGCCAAAAGCUGCAGAUGCUUGCGAGCUGAGUGCCCAACCCAAUGGAGGCUGUGAGUACCUGUGCCUUCCUGCUCCUCAGACCUCCAGCCACUCUCCCAAGUACACGUGUGCCUGUCCUGACACCAUGUGGCUGGGCCCAGACAUGAAGAGGUGCUACAGAGCACCUCAAUCUACCUCAACUACGACGUUAGCCUCUACCAUGAUGAGGACAGUAGCUGCUACCACAAGAGCCCCUGGGACCACCAUCCACAGCCCCGCCUACCAGAACCACAGCACAGAGACACCAAGCUUGGCAACUGCGGUCUCCAGCUCAGCUAGUGUCCCCAGAGCUCCCAGCCUCAGCCCAUCUACCCAGAGGCCUGCAACCAGCAACCACUCCCAGCACUACGGAAAUGAAGAUGGCAAGAUGGGCUCAACGGUCACUGCUGCAGUCAUUGGGAUCGUCGUGCCCAUCGCGGUAAUAGCCCUGCUGUGCAUGAGCGGCUACCUGAUCUGGAGAAACUGGAAGCGGAAGAACACCAAGAGUAUGAAUUUUGACAACCCAGUGUACAGGAAAACAACAGAAGAAGAGGACGAAGAUGAGCUCCAUAUAGGGAGGACUGCUCAGAUUGGCCAUGUCUAUCCUGCAGCAAUCAGCAGCUUUGAUCGCCCACUGUGGGCAGAGCCCUGUCUUGGGGAGACCAGAGAACUGGAAGACCCAACCCCUGCCCUCAAGGAGCUUUUUGUCUUGCCGGGGGAACCAAGGUCACAGCUGCACCAACUCCCGAAGAACCCUCUUUCCGAGCUGCCUGUCGUCAAGUGCAAGGUAGGGCAGUGCCACUCUGAGUCUGAGGGGCUGGUGAGUGAGGGCAUGAGCCCAGGUAGGUGCAGCGCAUCCCAAAAGGCUUUCUGGUCUUGGAAGGCUGCAAAUUUAAGCUGGGUGCUGGGGCAAAGUGGAAAUGUGGGUGAGUCGCAGACCAAGAAAAUGGCAGGUAGAAGAGAGUGAUCGAGUGUGGGACAGGGCAGACGGAAUUGCUGCUGAAG